Brachypodium distachyon (stiff brome) is the source of this 1745-nucleotide messenger RNA. RefSeq names its product putative F-box protein At1g50870. The record is from RefSeq and is a predicted model, not a curated record. The transcript has 2 exons. Gene Ontology annotation, molecular function: protein binding. Lineage: Eukaryota; Viridiplantae; Streptophyta; Magnoliopsida; Poales; Poaceae. The coding region runs from base 283 to 1599 and encodes 438 amino acids.
AAUGGGCUCCUGCUGCCGCCCUCCACGACCACGGCGCUGCGCUGCCUCCUUCUCACACUCCACUUCAACCCGAGUAGCGUCCGCAUCCGCCCCCGCUCCGCCCGACGGUGAAUCACUGCCACCACCGCUGACGACCUUGUGGUGCGGCAGGGUGGCCUCUUGAGGGAGCUGGAGGUCAGGGGAAGACCUGUUCCAUGCGGCCCCGGCAAGGGCGUACGAGGUGGCCUGCCAGUGACAGUGUGUGCCAGGCCUGCUGCUUCGUGGCUGCUGGUGCCGCUGCCAAUGGCGAUUUCUGCUGUCGCUGCUGCAUCACCGCCGCCACCAGGCAGCCAAGCUUUGUGUCUGGAGAAGAUGAAGCUUCUGUCCGAUGCGGAGAGAGGGAGAGUCUACUGCUGCACGCAAAGAGAUAUGGAAACUAAGCUGGAGGUAUCCAUGUCUUCACUUACUGAUGACCUGAUUGUGGAGAUCCUGUCUCGGUUGCCGGUGAAGUCGUUUUGCCGCUUCCAAUGUGUCUGCAAGUCUUGGCUUGCUUUCUCAUCCGAUCCACAUUACCGCCAGAAGCUCUCAAGAACUCCAUUCGGUUUCUUGUACCAAACAUAUGAUGACGCUUCCUUCCAUCUUGCCAGACUUCCUUCAAGUGACAGGGAAAUCUACACAAUACUUGGCUUUGUCCGUCCAGAGUGCCCCUUAGAUCUUGUUGAUUGCAGCAAUGGCCUACUUCUUUGUUAUCCUCCAGAUGAUAAGCCAUAUAUCACAGUAAUUUCCGACGCCUUUGUGUGCAAUCCGGCAACUCAGGAGUGGAUGGCACUUCCAAAAACUGUGCUCGGACCGGCUGUGACCGAGAAUGAUCUCAUAUUGUGUUUUGAUCCAUUAUGGUCUCAACACUUCUAUGUCUUCAACUUUCAGCGGACCCCUACUUCCGUAGAUGGAUACUCCACUGAAGUUAAGGUAUUUUUCUCCGAGGAUUCCACAUGGUCUUGUUGUCUUUGGGAAACUGAAGAUCUAUUUUGUGGUGAUUCAUGCUUCAUAAAUGGGGUAUUGUAUGUGAGGCACUUCUGGGACCAUGAGCUUCUGGUGCUCAAUGCACCUGAAGUAUGUACACAGUGGCUCAAUGAUAGGAUCAUUCAGCUUCCAGGAUUUCCAUACGUGCCAGAGACGUUUAAUUGUUUUGAUGGGUGCAUUUGCCCAUCGUCAGGGGUCCUAUGCUAUGCCCAACAGGAAUUGGAUGGUUAUAUGCUGCGAAUUUGGAGUUUGGAAGACCCUGACAGGUGGGUGGUGAAGCACCGUCUAAGCAUGGUCAAUGUUUUUGGGAGGGACAUGUUGCUCCGUGCUAAUGAGGAAGGAUUGUGGUAUUUCGAUUACGACAUCCAGGCUUUUGACUUGGAGAGGGAGCUAGUUAUCCUUGUUGACAGAAUUGAUGAUAGAAAAGGCUCAUUUAGCAUCAGUGCUGGAAAAGGCUCUCAGAUUCAAAAUAUCCCAAGUAACAGCAAAAUAUAUCACCGUCGAUUCUAUGUGCCAUACUAUGGCAAGAUUCCAGCUUUUUUUCGAAGAGACGAUGAUGGAUUAUUCAGGUUUGGAGCUUUGUGGGGCUCAGUAUGAGUGCUAGCUUGUAUGUAUUAUGCCAUGAGUGCUCUACUCUGUAAGCAUCUUAUGUGCAUUACCUGUACCAGAAGUUGUUGUGUUAUACCGCUAGAUUGUUGGAUCUGUGUUCCGUUGGUCCGAAUGGUACCUGUUCUGCCUGUCAA